This is a messenger RNA of Oncorhynchus masou masou (cherry salmon), 828 nucleotides long. RefSeq names its product calmodulin-like protein 4. Lineage: Eukaryota; Metazoa; Chordata; Actinopteri; Salmoniformes; Salmonidae. The transcript is spliced from 5 exons. Gene Ontology annotation, molecular function: calcium ion binding. The record is from RefSeq and is a predicted model, not a curated record. Gene Ontology annotation, cellular component: myosin II complex. The coding region runs from base 79 to 540 and encodes 153 amino acids.
AACCGGCAGGCAGAUGGGUGUGGAGUCAGGUAAGGUUAGCCAGUUGCAUUCCAGGAAGAGAGAUCUCUGACGACAGACAUGGCUAAAUUCCUGUCAGGAACUCAGAUCAACGAGUUCAAGGAAUGUUUCUCCUUGUACGACAAGAAGCGCAAGGGGAAGAUUGAAGCCAAGGACCUGAUCACAGUUAUGCGCUGUCUGGGGACGAGUCCCACCUUCGGUGAGAUCGACCGACACCUGCAGGUCCACAAGAUAGAAAAGAAGGGCGAGCUCGACUUCUCCACCUUCCUGACCAUGAUGCACAGGCAGAUCCAGCAGGAGGACCCCAAGGCGGAGAUCCUGGAGGCCAUGAGGAUGACGGACAAGCAGAAGAAGGGCUACAUCCUGGCCUCGGAGCUCCGAGCCAAGCUCACCAAGCUAGGAGAGAAGCUGACUGAUAAAGAAGUGGACGAGCUGUUCAGAGAAGCCAACGUGAAGUCUAAUGGCAACGUGCACUACGAGGAGUUCACCAGGAUGGUGACACUACCGUCAGUGGAUUACUGAGGGACAGGAGGAGAUGACGUCCUUUAUGACAGGGAAGCAUGGUCAUGGAAGGGACCUGGUUAUGCAUGCACUGAGCAUUACCCAAACACCUGCAUGCACUUAAUUUAUUGAUCAUCUAGGUUUGUGUCUAUUGUACGCUACUUUCUAUCAUUUAUACAAGUGCAUUUGAUGAAUUAAAUGAUGCCUUUUUUAUUUUAAUUGGGGGGUUUUAUUUGACUUGCUGCAGGAAGAGUAUCUGCUGCAUGCGCAAUAUGUAAUGGACAUUAAAAUAAACAAAAUCAACUAAAA